AAAACGUGAAAAUUUUCUCAAGAGCGUUGCAUUAAAAAUCUCGUAUUAUUGUAUGAAGUUACUUACAGACAUGCCCAUGUGUGAAAAUGUUAAACUGACUUCACAAAGACAAAAUCCCUCAUGCAAACUCCAACAAACUUUCGUUGUUUUUCUUUUUAAAUAAAAUUAUUAUUUAAUCUGCUGACUAGUGUGUUUUUGUGCACCGGUCACUUCUUGUGAUCGAUCUUCCCGGCGGUUCCUUGGUGUUCAGAUCGCUGACCUCUACAUUGUUGGAGCUAAUCUGGUCUAUAGUCCACAUUUGGGCUGCAUGCGAGCAGCUCGGUUCUGGGUUUGAUUCUGAAUGUCUGGUUAAUGAUCUGUUUACAUCUAAGCUCAGAAGAGCGCAGGGGAAAUUCCAGUUUUUAUCAUGUUUUCACUUUCAUUUUUAAUUACUGCAGGAUUACAUUUUUUUUAUUUUAUUUUUUUAUGAUUUAGGCUAUUUGAAUUAAUCGGACAGACAGAAAGAUUAUAUAUAUAUAUACGUUCCUCAGCGAUCUACAAUAUUCGAUUUGAAACGUGCAAAUCUGUCCUAAAAUGUUCUCUUUUAUGGGAUGGACGCAACAAAACGAGUGCAAUGUUUCCAUUUUCUGUCGAAUACAGAUAUAACUUUUUGCGCUUUAUUCUUACAAUCUUGAAUAAAACAAACAAACAAAAAAAAAAAACUAAACAGACUAGAAAAACAUGAAAGGUGCAGGCAGUCCUUGGUCACACUCAGUGGUGACACUGGUUUCACGCGUAACAAAAGGACAGAUAACCAACGAUCCGUUAUUCGCUGCGCUAGACAGGUUUUUGCUGCGAAUGAAAAUGGGCGCAGCUACAUCUACACCAAAGGAGAAGUGCUAUGAUCCCAACGACUCCUCGCUGACAUUUGUCGACCGAGAGGAUGAAUUGGACUUUUUGUGUGAAGGCUUCACAUCACCAAGAACGCAGAUGUCCUGUGGUCACGCUGUGACCCCGAGGUCCCUCACUAACUGGUGUCUCAAGCAGCUGGAUGAGGGGCAAAGCAGGUUUGUGUGUGGUGUGUAUGGCUGCAAUGCUCGGUGGUCUUACAAGGAAAUUCAGAAGAUGGCUCUCCUGACUCCUGAAGAAAUAAAGCACUUUAAGAAAAUGAGGACCAUCAAUGCUGCUGUUAACAGAAAAUGUCCUGGAUGCAAGUCCUCUGUUGCAAGACAAAAUGAGUUUAAUCUCUGCGUCAGCUGCAAAGCAUGCACAACAAAGACAGAACAUCCAUAUGAGUUCUGCUGGCAGUGUCUGAGGGAAUGGAAAGGUCCAAAGCCACGGUUGGACCGCUGUGAGAAUGAUGGCUGCUGCAACACGGCGCUUCAAACUCUGAAAACCUGCCCGGAUAUCGUCUUUGACACGGUGAAAGGAAUCACUGGAUGUCCCUCCAUCCGUGGCUGUCCCACCUGCGGGUCACUGCUGGAGCAUAAACGAAAUCACUGCAAACACCUUGACUGUCCUCAGUGUAAGGUCAAGUUCUGUUUCGUGUGUCUCAAGACUUUUACUGAAUGUUCGAAAACAAGUUCAAUAUCAGCACCGUGCUCCAGUGGUGUUGCUCCCAGACAGACGGUUAUCCCUGCGUGGAAAAAGAAUUAAUGCUUCUUCUUCUGCUCAGAAAUGUCGGCAUGUUAGAAAUAUUCAGCGGAACCAAUUUAAGUGUAAAAACCAAAACCUAAAAUCAUUUGUUUGUUCAGAACCAUGGACAGCGUACUGCUUUUACACUAUGAACUUUUCCACUUUUGUCACAUCCAGACCUGCUGGAAUGUGUUUUAUUUGUUUUGUUGUUUUCUCUUCAUAAUUUAAGAAAUUGCAUGGAAUUUAUUUUAGGGCUUUUAAUGUGUACAAAAUGUUACAUAAACAUAAUGAAUGCCAAUGUUUUUCAGAACUAAUACAUACAUUCAUUUAAUUGAUUGUCAACUUAAAACGAUUGUUUCAGCUGCAGUUUUAAAUUUGUUUUAAAUAGAAAAUUAUCUGCAUGUUAUUCCCAGCAUUCAUACGGAUGAAAAUUGUCCGGUUAGAUUUUGCUGAGCUCAAAGGGAAAACUAUGUCAACUAGAAGAUAUUUAGUCCUAGCUCAGCUGCUUUCUCCAUUAUUCUCCAUUCAAAUUUCUUAUUUCCUAUAUUUUCCUUUUGUCCACAGGCUUUGAAUGCAAUCUCUAUCUCUAUCAAGACCACUCCAUCUUGAUUGGGGCUCUGUAAUGUAGACACAGUAAUUUCAUAGCAACUGUGAUUUUCUCAGUUCUAAGAACAUUUAUACCAUAAUUCCCCCCAUAAAGCUACUGUUGGGCUUGUUUUAAUUGCACUUGUUAUUAAUCACAGAGCUAAAUGAUGAAAGAAAUUCAGCUUUUUGAAAGCUGUCAGGAGCUGAUUGUUAUGAACUGCAUACUUAAUUUACUAAACACCUUGUUACAUUCAGCAUUUCUCUACAUUUAUUCUCCUUCUUUUAAUCAAGGACUGUAAAGGGUAGUUGUUUAAUAAAGCAAUAAUCCCCAAAAUUUAAAUUCUA
This is a messenger RNA of Girardinichthys multiradiatus, 2544 nucleotides long. Its product is annotated as putative E3 ubiquitin-protein ligase ARI6. Bases 721 to 1635 code for a protein of 304 amino acids. The transcript is spliced from 5 exons. NCBI's taxonomy places the organism in Eukaryota, Metazoa, Chordata, Actinopteri, Cyprinodontiformes, Goodeidae. The record is from RefSeq and is a predicted model, not a curated record.